AUGGAACAUUAUUUCUCUGAAAAUUCAGAUAUAAUCUUUUCAGAAAUAAGCUCAGUCAAUAAUAAUAAUAAUAAUAAUAUUACUAUUGACUCUUCUCAAAUACUAGUAAAUCAUGAUAUUCCUAGUCCUACUAAGUUAUCAUCCACGGAGGAGCGUCAUGUAGACGCUCCACCGAGUUGGAGGAGAUAUCGAGGGGUAAGGAGGCGUCCGUGGGGGAAGUUUGCCGCGGAGAUAAGGGAUCCCAAGAGGAAAGGGAAUAAUAGGGUAUGGUUGGGUACAUACGAGACACCUGAGGAUGCAGCAUUAGCUUAUGACCGAGCCGCGUAUAAAAUGCGAGGGGCAAGAGCGUUGCUAAAUUUCCCACAUUUGAUUGGAUCAAAUGUAGGUGACUAUAAUAGAGUUUAUCCAAAGAGACGUUUAAAUUCUCUCGAUGAAAAUUCGAUUUCCACCACCAAAACAAGCAAUAAUAUUGAGUGUUCUCCAAGUCCAAAAAGGAGAAAUGUUGAGUUAAUAAAUAGCCUAGCCAAAGCCAAAGCCAGUUUGAAUAGUCAUUGUAUAAUGGAGAGAUUUGAAUUGGGCAAUUUGGCUUAA
Solanum tuberosum (potato) is the source of this 591-nucleotide messenger RNA. Its product is annotated as ethylene-responsive transcription factor 2-like. The record is from RefSeq and is a predicted model, not a curated record. Gene Ontology annotation, biological process: ethylene-activated signaling pathway; regulation of DNA-templated transcription. Gene Ontology annotation, molecular function: DNA-binding transcription factor activity; DNA binding. Bases 1 to 591 code for a protein of 196 amino acids. The transcript has a single exon. NCBI's taxonomy places the organism in Eukaryota, Viridiplantae, Streptophyta, Magnoliopsida, Solanales, Solanaceae.